Lethenteron reissneri (Far Eastern brook lamprey) is the source of this 3358-nucleotide messenger RNA. RefSeq names its product alpha-taxilin-like. The record is from RefSeq and is a predicted model, not a curated record. Gene Ontology annotation, molecular function: syntaxin binding. NCBI's taxonomy places the organism in Eukaryota, Metazoa, Chordata, Hyperoartia, Petromyzontiformes, Petromyzontidae.
GGGAGGGAGGUAAGAGACGCCACCGUCGAAGCGAGCGGCGAACGCGGCCCCCUCUCACGCUCUCACCUCCUUCAUCCACCUUCUUCCUCCUCCUUCCUCCUCGUCCACCAAAGUCGUCCUCCGUUCGACACCGACGACACCAUCCGGCGCUGUCGGCAAGAGGUUGCUUAUUAAGCUGACGAGCUCGCAAGGGAAACAAACCACAAAAACGACGAAGAGGCUGAAAAAAAACCCGGCUCGCACGAUCAUGAACGGCUGCAGCAGCGAUGACGCCGGCAGCGAUGCAAGCUCCGUCCACUUGGCGCAGCCCCCUCCAGCGCCGCCAACCAAGGAGAUGGUGGCGGCGCCGUGUGCAGCCUCCGGUGGCUGUGCCGUGCCGCCGGUCCCCGGGGAGAGCGAGGCAGAGGUGUCGUGUGGAGCCACCGAUGUCCCGGCCGCGUUGCCGAGUGCCAACGAGAGAGAAUCCGGCAAUGCCUCGACCGCCUUGGCCGCUCCGAACGAGGUCCCGACGACUGUCGCCGACGACCCAGCCGGUGCUGACAACGGGGACAGCAACUGGGUGAGAGCGGAGCAAGUGAGAGAAGGAGAGAAGCAGGUGGGAGAGAAGGAGGGAGAGCAGAGGGCAGGUGAGGAGCAGGUGGGUGAGGAGCAGGUGGUAGAGGAGCAAGUGGGAGUGGGAGAUAAGCAGGUGGGAGAGGAGCAGGGAGAAAUGGAGGAAGAAGAGAAGCAGGAGGAAGAAAAUCAGGAGGAAGAGGAUCAGGGAGAAGAGGAGCAGCCGGAAGAGGAGCAGCCGGAAGAGGAGCAGGCGGAAGGGGAGCAGGCGGAAGAGGAGCAGGCGGAAGAGGAGCAGCCGGAAGAGGAGCAGGCCGCAGAGGAGCAGGCGGGAGCAAAGCAGGAGGAAGAGAAGCCAGUGGCUGCAUCCCCCGCCGCGCGGCUCCAGGGAAAGACGGGCGGCACCAAGAGGGAAGAGCGGCCGGCGAAGGAGAGCCAGGGGAAGGGCGCCGGAGCGGCGGACGUGGGCAAGGGUGCCGAAGCGCCGGCAAAGGAUGGACAGCAGUUGUCUGCUGCCGAGAAGAAGAAGGCCAAGGGGCUCGGCAAGGAGAUCACUCUGCUGAUGCAAGCUCUCAACGCCCUGAGUACCCCUGAGGAGAAGCUCGCAGCCCUGUGCACCAAGUACACGCAGCUGCUGGAGGAGCACCGCGCCACGCAGAGGCAGCUCAAGGGGCUGGAGAAGAAGCACUCGGCGGCGUCACGUGAGCGCGACCACCUGCAGACGGAGCACGGCAAGGCGCUGUUGGCGCGCAGCAAGCUGGAGAGCCUGUGUCGCGAGCUGCAGCGGCACAACCGCACGCUGAAGGAGGAGAAUCUCCAGCGAGCGCGGGAGGAGGAGGAGAAGCGGAGGGAGGUGACGGCGCACUUCCAGGCGACGCUGAGCGAGAUCCAGGCGCAGAUGGGGCAGCACAAUGAGCGCAAUGCGCGCCUCAAGCAGGAGAACAUGGAGCUCGCGGACAAACUCAAGAAGCUCAUCGAGCAGUACGAGCUGCGCGAGGAGCACGUGAACAAGGUGUUCCGCAACAAGGACUUGCAGCAACAGCUGUCAGACGCCAAGCUGCAGCAGACCACCGAGCUGCUGGAGGUUUCCGGAGAGCAGCACCUGAAGGAGAAGGAGCUGCUCAUUAAACAAGUGACGGAGACGCAGAGGAGAUGCGAGCACAUGAAGCAACAAGAAAUUCAGCUCAAGCAACAGUUGGCGCUCUACACGGAGAAGUUCGAAGAAUUCCAGGGAACUCUGUCCAAGAGCAACGAGGUUUUCAACACCUUCCGCCAGGAGAUGGAGAAGAUGACGAAAAAGAUCAAGAAGCUGGAGAAGGAAACGAGUGUUUGGAGAACGCGGUGGGAGAGCAGCAACAAGGCACUGCUUGACAUGGUGGAAGAGAAAACACGGCAGGACCGCGAGAAGGAGGGGCUGAAUGCCAAGGUACAGAAGUUGGAGAAGCUGUGCCGCGCUCUGCAAAACGAGCGUAAUGAACUCAGCAAGCUCCAAGGCCCUGCCACCGGAGGAGAGGCCUCAAGCGCUGCCGAAGCCAACAGUGCUGCCGCUGAUGGUGCCGAUGCUGCUCCUGCUGCUCCUGCUGCCACAUCAGCCGCCGUCGCUACUCCCAGCAAAGAGAGCGACCUUCCCAACACUCCUCAACCUGACCCCUCCUCUAACCCCGAGGCCAACGGUGACCCCACGCUGGUUCCCACAGUUGGCGAACCACAGCAAACGGUUCCAGCUGAGCUUGCGGCUUCUGAGCCCAAACCGUGCGACCCCGCCGCCAAUACCGACCCCAGUGUCCCCGACUGUAAAGCCGACGACUCCAACCUUCAGACCAAACCAACUGACGGGCAGGACAACACUGCCACCGAUGAGUUGCCUCAGCCCUGUGACCCUCCCACUGACCAAAGUAUCCCAAGGGUAGAGCCUGUGGAAACGGCGGGGCUGGAGCAUCAACCCGAACCCGGGGAGAUCCAGACAUCCUCCGAGCCAGAAUCUGGGAAAGCCCAGACAUCUUGAGGUCUAACUGGAAUGCUUGUAAGAGAUUACAAAAGCAAAUGUUAAACCAAAAACUGCAUACUGAACAUGCAGUGUUGUUUUCCGUUUAUUUCAAAUGUGGUCCCACUGAGCCGUAUAAUUCCAUUAUUAUUUAAAGACUCCAAAUCAGCUUAAGAUUAUCUGCUUCCUUAUGUCUGAUGGCACUUGCCGCUUUGGUUUUAGGGAAAUGUAUUCAGGGCUUGGAAAAAGCAAAAUGAUCGCGCUUUCAAAUAUCACUUCUUUUGCUUAAGAACGGUGGACUUAACUGGCGCGCGUGGUGAAUGUCUCAUAUCUAAACAUAACCACUACCUCUUUACAGAUUCUGUUUGCUAUACUUAUAAGGGUGGUGGCAGCUGGUCAGGACUGCACCUUUCCCCAAUUCAACCAUCUUAAAUGUAAACUCAGAAGGGACUGCGACAAGGUGCUAACAUGCCAGAGUUGACACGAGGCUUGUUUAAACUUUCCGCAUCACUGCCUUGUCCACGCAGUAGUGCCACUGACAUGCACAAACAAGCACAUGCUCACCCCACGAAACGUGCUUCCACCACAUUUGCUGUGGGUUGUUCCAAGAUCCAUUCUGAAAGGUGCACUCAUUGUCUAAGCACAUCCUUAAGAGGAAAAAAACACUUUGGAGAAACGUGUGGAUGUUAAGGUUGGUGCUCUUGCACAUCUGUCAUUGCCCUGCCUACUGACACGGUCUUCUAUUUUGUACCAAGGGUCCUCGUGCGUUCAUAUUUUACUCGUGAAAUUGCAUUCCUUAGUUCAAUAAAAGAUGUUAAUCUA